This is a messenger RNA of Cheilinus undulatus (humphead wrasse), 1836 nucleotides long. It is a transcript of the gene rae1, whose product is annotated as ribonucleic acid export 1. Gene Ontology annotation, cellular component: nuclear pore. Gene Ontology annotation, biological process: transcription-dependent tethering of RNA polymerase II gene DNA at nuclear periphery; RNA export from nucleus. The coding region runs from base 129 to 1235 and encodes 368 amino acids. The transcript is spliced from 13 exons. Gene Ontology annotation, molecular function: RNA binding; ubiquitin binding. Lineage: Eukaryota; Metazoa; Chordata; Actinopteri; Labriformes; Labridae. The record is from RefSeq and is a predicted model, not a curated record.
ACACACCGAGGCAACAAGCGCCACAUUCCUACUGCGCCAAAAUAUAUUGGCAAUUCUGUCGUUACCAGGUUAAAGCCGCAUUACAGCAGAGGUUAGGGGGUCUUCACUGUGAUAAACUUGAAUGCACUAUGAGUUUAUUCGGCACAAACACUGGGUUUGGGACAGGAGGGACAGGGGUCUUUGGGAACGCCACAACAGACAGCCACAAUCCCAUGAAGGAUGUUGAGGUGACUUCCCCUCCAGAUGACAGUAUUAGCUGCCUGGCUUUCAGCCCACCCACCAUGCCGGGGAACUUCCUCAUUGGAGGAUCCUGGGCAAAUGAUGUGCGGUGCUGGGAGGUGCAAGACAAUGGACAGACUGUCCCUAAAGCCCAACAGAUGCACACUGGUCCAGUGCUGGAUGCGUGCUGGAGUGAUGAUGGGAGUAAAGUCUUCACCGCUUCCUGUGACAAAACAGCCAAGAUGUGGGAUCUUAACAGCAACCAAGCAAUGCAGAUUGCACAGCAUGAAGGUCCAAUCAAAUCUAUCCACUGGAUAAAAGCACCAAACUACAGCUGUAUUAUGACUGGUAGCUGGGACAAAACUCUUAAGUUCUGGGACACCCGCUCUCCCAAUCCCAUGAUGUCUCUGCAGAUGCCAGAGAGAUGCUACUGUGCAGAUGUUGUUUACCCCAUGGCUGUGGUUGCUACAGCUGAGAGAGGCCUGAUAGUGUACCAGCUGGAGAACCAGCCCUCGGAGUUUCGCAGAAUAGACUCUCCUCUCAAACAUCAGCACCGAUGUGUUGCCAUAUUCAAGGACAAGCAGAACAAGCCAACAGGCUUUGCUCUGGGAAGCAUUGAAGGCAGAGUUGCCAUCCACUAUAUCAACCCUCCAAACCCAGCCAAAGACAACUUCACCUUCAAGUGCCACAGGUCUAACGGAACAAAUACAACCACUCCACAGGACAUCUAUGCUGUGAAUGCAAUCUCCUUCCAUCCUGUUCAUGGCACUUUGGCCACUGUUGGCUCAGACGGGCGCUUCAGCUUCUGGGACAAAGACGCCCGCACCAAGUUGAAGACCUCAGAGCAGCUGGACCAGCCCAUCACAGCCUGCUGCUUCAACCAUAACGGCAACAUCUUCGCUUAUGCUUCUAGUUACGACUGGUCGAAGGGCCACGAGUACUACAAUCCCCAGAAGAAGAACUACAUCUUCCUGAGGAACGCUGCGGAGGAGCUGAAGCCUCGGAACAAGAAAUGAUUCGUCGUGCCAAGUCGCAUCUCUUUGGGGGAAAUGCGGAAGACCUGCUGCUUUAGUGUGUGUAUAUGCUCGAGACAGACUCCUUCCUUUCGGCAAACACCUGGACCAAUGCCGCGCUGCUGCAUACUGUGCAUGGACCAAUCAGAGGGGCCUACCAAACCUGGCGUUGAUGACAGCUGCGUGACAAUUGGUCGUAGAGGUCAUCAUAGGAAGGGAGGGCUUUCUUUUUCAUUCAUCUUGUUGUUUUUGUUGUUUUUUAUGUGUCCAGAUCUUUUUUUUUUUACAGCUUUCCAAAGACUUUUGAUUCUCUUAUGAUGCUGUCACUCCGUGGUUUAGGUCAUUAAACAAAACUGGGAUGUAAAAUACAUAAGUAAUGCAUACUGUUAGAUUCCAACAUGGUAAUUCCAACAUUAGGGGAUAAGAAGGUUAAGAGAUAAGCUGUUGUGUUUGCUGUAUAGUUGUUAAGGAUUUAUUGGACUGUAUUUUGCAUGCAAACAAUGAACUUUCCACUCUAAUAUCUCAGCUGUAAAACUCACUAUACGAAUCUCUGGCAUCACAAAAUCAAAACUAUAAACUUGAGUCAACAUCUGCAUCACAAUGA